CUGAAAUCGGCCCUAUUUAUCGUGCCGUAAGAAAUUCAAGAGCAUUGGCGAGCUGCAUCUGCUCGCAACCCUAUCAUCAUGGGUGUUCCAAAGUUCUUCAGAUGGCUCUCUGAGCGUUACCCUGCCAUCUCUCAGCUGAUCGCAGAGAACCGUAUUCCCGAGUUCGAUGCCCUCUAUCUCGACAUGAACGGAAUCAUCCACAAUUGCACCCACAAAGACUCAGAUGACACCCAGUUCCGUCUGAGCGAGGAGGAGAUGUUCAUUCGCAUAUUCAACUACAUCGAACACUUAUUUGGCAAGAUCAAACCAAAGCAGCUGUUCUUCAUGGCCGUCGAUGGUGUCGCGCCGCGCGCCAAGAUGAACCAGCAGCGCGCAAGACGAUUCAGGACCGCCUUAGAUGCCGAGCAGGCAAGAGAGAAGGCGAUACGGGAGGGGCAGGAAUUGCCCAAGGAGGAACCGUUCGACAGUAAUUGUAUCACGCCAGGUACCGAGUUCAUGGCAAAGCUGUCGAGGCAGCUGAGAUAUUUCAUCAACAAGAAGGUGACAGAAGACAAGGAGUGGCAAGGCUGCGAGAUUGUCCUCUCGGGCCAUGAAGUUCCGGGUGAGGGUGAACACAAGAUUAUGGAGUAUAUCCGCAACGCAAGGGCACAGCCGAAUUACCAUCCCAACAUGCGGCAUUGCCUGUACGGUCUGGAUGCGGAUCUGAUCAUGCUGGGCUUGCUCAGUCACGACCCGCAUUUUUGCCUACUCCGCGAAGAGGUCACCUUCGGCCGCCAGUCUAAGGUGCAGUCUAAGGAAUUAGAGCAUCAAAACUUCUACCUCAUGCAUCUAUGCAUCGUCAGGGAGUAUCUGGAACUGGAAUUCCAGGAUCUGAAGGAAACCGGUGCAACCGCCUUGGGUUUCCCGACAUACAAGAAAGUCCUGCCCAAGUGCGACGGCUACAUCAACGAGGGCGGUGUCAUGAAUCUGAAGCGUCUUGGUUUCUUGCUGGAGGAGCUCAGCAAGGAGGAGUACCGCUUCUUCGAACACGAGGCCGAGGAUCAGAAAUGGUUCCGGGCUAAGCGCUCUGCCGAGAACGGAAAGGCGGCCCCGAAGCCCAAGGGCAAGCUGAUUGUGACAUCAGCACAGAAGACGCUGUGGAAGCAGAGCAUCAAGCCGUUUCUGACCAAGCGGUCUACUCAAACACUCGAUCUCGGGGCCAGCCUUAACGCUGCUGAUCGGAAGUUCGUCCAGGAUCUCGCGGACAGCGCAAACCUAAGCUGGUCCACCGAUUCAGACGACGAUGGUGCGCGUCACCUCGUGCUCUCCUUCCCGCCAAAGCCAGAAAUGGACGGCGAGGAGGAAGGGGAGGAGGAGGCGGAGGAAGAGGAAGAGGACGAGUCCCAGCUCGCCAUUAAUCGCCUUGUGAAGAAAUACGAUAAUGCCGAAGUACAAGACGUCUCGGCAGAAGAGGCUCAGGCCCAAUACGAGAACAUCUUCGACCUGCCUCCCAUAGAAGGCCUGAGCAACAGGCAGGGCUUGAUGGACGGCGCACUGCUCAACGUCUCCGCUCUCGCUGGCUUCCCCAGCUUGGCCACACUGCCAUACAACGCAACUCUUGGCUUUCAUGGAGUUAAUGUCUUCCAGUCGGAUAGUCGGAACGAGAGCAUGGUGGUCACACUCGUUGACUCGACGACGCGGACCAACGUGGAAAAUGCCAAAGCCAAGCUUGGCAAGCGAUGCUUCGUGGGAUACCCGUUCCUCCAGGAGGCGAAGAUCGUUCGCGUGUCGGACGAGCUCUUUGACUACAUCCUGGCUGAGGACGGAUCCGGACAAGUUGUGCUGAAGGACCACUCCAACAAGGACAUUGAUGAUUAUAACAAGAACGCCAGAUACUGGGAGGAUUUCUACAGCAAGCGCCUGGGCAUCUUGAUUGGCGACGUAGAGUCUAUGGUGCACGUCGAGAUGCUCAAGGGCUUGAUCAAGACCGACGAGGGUGCCACAAUCAAGGAAUAUGGCUUGAUCCCAGGCAUGAGAGAUUUCUACGCCUCCCAGACUAUUGUUGACGAGGUGGUCAACGAGGAUGAGCGCUUCCUAGAGAGGGCCGCACUUCCUCUUGAGGAGGAGUUCCCCGUCAACACGCGUGCUUUCCACCUGGGAGACUUCAACUACGGCAGGCCGUUGGCUGUCACCGGCUACAAUGGCGCCAAGCUAGAAGUCACAAUAUCCGCGAUGAACAACAAGGAGCCGGAGUUUGCGAAGCAAGUCGUCUUCAAGCAUGAACGAGAGAACAGAUACGUCCCAUCGUUCCAGGUCUCCAGAGACUUGGGCCUCCACCCGCUUGCCUUCAGCAAGAUCACCUCGUCAUACCAGGUUAUUGGAGUCGGCGGGCUCAAGGUCAACUUGGGUCUCAAUCUCAAGUUUGAGUCAAGGAAGAUGAAGGUACUGGGCUUUUCGAGAAAGUCUGACUCCGGCUGGGAAUACAGCCGCAAGGCCAUCCAGCUGGUUGCUGAAUACAUGCAGAAGUUCCCAGACUUCUUCGCCGGUCUGCAGAAGAACGUGCAGAAGAGGGACGUCGCAGCUACCGAUCUCUGGGCGGACGAGAAGACGGCAACAGCCAGGGUCAAGGAGAUGGCUCAAUAUCUGAAGUCCGUGGGCACCAACAACUUCCCGAAAGUGCCCCUGGAGGCGGAGCAGCUCGACUCCAACGUCGUGAUGGAGCUCGCGCAGGCUGCUGAAGGCGCCCUUGCCGCAGCCCAGGAGACAACGCCCAAGAACAUCAAGAGCGUGCCACGCAGCGCCCUGUUGAAGCCUAGCGACGCAGAGCACAGACUCGGUGGUCAAGGGUUCCGCCUGGGCGACCGGGUCGUCUACGUCCAGGACAUCGGCAAGGUGCCCAUCGCCUCGCGCGGCACAGUGGUUGGCAUCAGUCGUGCAGGCAGCAACAAGAUCCUCGAUGUUCUAUUUGACAUUACCUUCAUGAGUGGCAACACGCUUGACGGCCGCUGUCCCGCGUUCCGCGGUCAGACUGUCCCUGCGACGUCUGUGCUUAACCUCACCGACCGACAGGUCGUUGUUGGGUCCAAGGCUCAGAUGGCGAGGGCACCACACCCAUCACUCACCACCCUCGUCGCGAGUGGUGGCUAUGGUGCGCCUGGUGCGUCCGGACGUGCCUAUCACGAUGCUCCCAUCCCACCACCACUUAGUGGGUCGUGGCGUGGCGCGCUCAACGGCCAGCGAGGACGAGGUGGUCAUGAUGGUGCCCAGCGUGGAUCACUCAACAUCCAGCCCAGCAACUUAGUGUACCGCCAUUCACCGAAUCAGACACCUCAGCAGGGGUAUCGCGGCGGACGAGGAGGCUAUCAGAACGGCCAUAGGGGUGGUCGUGGCAACGGUGCUCCUCGCGGCCGAGGCGGUAUGGACGGUGCGGUUAUGACUAAUGGCCAAUCGCAGCAGAACGGUGCACCUGCCCAGUCCUACAACGCCGUUCCACCACCAGCAGGUCUUGACGGCCGUGGCCGAGGCCGCGGUAGGGGUCGCGGAGGACCUCGAGGUCGUGGAAGAGGUGGUCCUGCCCAACAGUCCGCCGCAUAAUUCUGCUCAGUGCGAAAAAGCCCAUUGGCCAACACACAUCUUUGAUGAUGAACUCUUUAGAGGUGCCGCGUCCUUCCUGGCAAGGGCUAAGGGCUGACCGGCAAUUCUAUAGAGUUGCAUCGUGGCGGAGAGAGCAUAGGAUGGCGAAAAUGAUCGGCCUAUGUUGAUGAAUUCUGUGGUUCUUCUUACAUGGAAGAUCACGAAUAUGUUCUCUGCACUACAUGUUCUAGCCGGCCUAGUGCGUGAGGCGGCCUUGCGUUUAUACUAUUUGAAUAUGAACACGUUCGUGUCCUCUCUAGAGAAGGGCCACCGUGCAGUAUAGAUAGGCAUAGUGUAGAGUUAGAGAACUGAAAUUAAUGAGUGUCGAUCGUG
This is a messenger RNA of Cryphonectria parasitica EP155, 3945 nucleotides long. RefSeq lists its product as uncharacterized. NCBI's taxonomy places the organism in Eukaryota, Fungi, Ascomycota, Sordariomycetes, Diaporthales, Cryphonectriaceae. The record is from RefSeq and is a predicted model, not a curated record. Gene Ontology annotation, biological process: nuclear-transcribed mRNA catabolic process; rRNA catabolic process. The transcript is spliced from 4 exons. Bases 79 to 3573 code for a protein of 1164 amino acids. Gene Ontology annotation, cellular component: nucleus. Gene Ontology annotation, molecular function: 5'-3' RNA exonuclease activity; RNA binding.